AAGAGAGGGUUGUAAUUUGGGUUGAGAAGAAGAAGAGUGAUUCCGGUUGAAAAGCCACCGGAAAAAGGUGUCCUACAAUCCUAGGAAGUAGGAGAGAGAAAAAUCUUGAGGAAUGUACCUGGGCGCAUUUUGGGGAGUAAGGCAAUUUACUAUCUCACGAAUGCUUUUUUUUUUUUUUGACAAGGACUAUCUCAAGUGAAGUGUAUCAAAGACGAGGAAGGGAAAGUUUUGGUAGAGGAUGCCCUUAUUAGACGAAGAUGGCAGUCCUACUUUCAUAAACUCCUGAACGAAGAGGGGGACCGGAACAUAGUUUUAGGCGAAUUGGAGCUCUCUGAGAGCCGCCGCGAUUUUGGAUACUGCAGGGGGGUCAAGGUUGAAGAGGUCGAGGGGGUUAUGCAGAAGAUGAGCAAGGGGAGGGCGACCGGGCCAGAUAAAAUACAGGCAGAAUUUUGGAAGAAUGCGGAUAGGGGAGGCUUGGAGUGGCUUACGCGGUUAUUGAAUGUUAUUUUUAGGACGGCAGAGAUGCCUGAAGAGUGGAGAUGGAGCACCAUGAUCCCGUUGUAUAAAAACAAGGGGGAUAUUCAGAACUGCAACAACUAUAGGGGUAUCAAGCUAUUGAGCCAUACGAUGAAAGUUUGGGAGAGAGUGGUCGAAGCGAGGAUGAGGAAGUUAGUUUCUAUUUCGGAGAACUAGUUCGGAUUCAUGCCGAGGCGUUCGACUACAGAAGCCAUUCACCUGGUGAGGAGGUUGGUGGAGCAGUAUAGGGAUAAGAAGCCUGACUUGCACAUGGUGUUUGUCGACCUUAAGAAGGCUUACGACAAAGUCCCGAGAGAGGUGUUGUGGAGAUGUCUGGAAGCUAGAGGUGUUCCUGUAGCAUACAUUAGAGCGAUUAAGGACAUAUAUGAUGGAGCCAAAACCUGGGUGAGGACGGUUGGAGGUGACUCGGAACACUUUCCAGUCACGAUGGGCCUGCACCAGGGGUCCGCGCUUAGCCCGUUUCUGUUUGUUUGUUGUGGCUAUAGACGCUCUGACAAGCCACAUUCAAAGAGAGGUACCGUGGUGCAUGUUGUUUGCAGAUGACAUUGUGCUUAUUGACGAGUCACGGAGCGGUGUUAACGCGAGACUGGAGGUUUGGCGACAUACUCUAGAGUCGAAGGGUUUCAAGUUGAGCAGGACUAAGACAGAGUACUUAGAGUGCAAGUUCAGUAAUGGGAGUCAAGUAGAGGACGAGGACGUGCAGCUGGAUACUCAGGUCAUCCCGAAAAAAGAAAGUUUCAAGUACCUGGGGUCGAUCAUCCAAGGGACUGGUGAGAUUGACGACGAUGUCACACAUCGUAUUAGAGCGGGGUGGAUGAAAUGGAAGCUCGCAUUGGGGGUGUUGUGUGAUAAGAAGGUGUCGCCUAUUCUAAAGGGAAAGUUCUACAAAGCGGUGGUUAGACCGGCUAUGUUGUAUGGGACGGAAUGCUGGCCAGUUAAGAAAGCGCAUGUCCAGAAGAUGAAAGUAGCUGAGAUGCGGAUGCUGAGAUGGAUGUGCGGGCAUACCAGGAGAGAUAGGAUUCGAAAUGAAAUGAUUCGAGAUAAGGUGGGUGUGGCCCCUGUGGUGGAUAAGAUGCGGGAAGGGAGGUUGAGGUGGUUCGGCCACGUGCAGCGGAGAUGCGCUGAUGCGCCAGUGAGGAGGUGUGAGAGGAUGGCUGUGGUGGGCCUGAAGAGAGGGAGGGGUAGGCCAAAGAAGGCCUGGGGAGAGGUGAUUCGGCAGGACAUGGCGUUACUCCAGCUUACCAAGGACAUGACCGGUGAUAGGAGGGGGUGGAGGUCGAGUAUCAGGGUAAAGGGCUAGUGGGGGGCCGCGAGGUUUCCUUUCUCGUAUUAGGAGUAUUUUUAUCCUGCUUCUAUGUGUUGAUCUUGUCUAUCUUUGUUAUUUUUAUCAUGACUUCGUUGCUCUUGCUAUUUCUCAUUUUCACAUGAUUUUGAUUUGCUAGUCCGUAUCGAACUCUUUUCCCUUGUUUCCCUUAUUUUCCUUGUUUUCUUCUGAGCCGAGGGUCUUUCGGAAACAACCUUCCUACCUUCCAAGGUGGGGGUAAGGUCUGCGUACACUUUACCCUCCCCAAACCUCACGUUGUGGGAUCCAACUGGGUAUGUUGUUGUUGUUGUUGACAAGGACUAUCUCAUGAUUGCUUUAAAGUAAUCAACUUUGAGAAAAUUAUCAAAAUGGUCCUUAAUCUAGUUGGACUAUUUUGGUUCUUGAUGUCCAUAUCUCAACAGAAUAGUCCUUAAUGUAUACAAGAAGGGGUUGCUUUUAAUCCUAAACCCUAAAACUAACGGCAUAGAUCACCCUAAAACUAACGGCAUAGAUCAAACAUACUGUUUAAUUUAACUAACAAAAAGUUUUGGUGGUUAUCCUUGUCGCCAAUGUCUUGCUCGCUCAUACAGGUGCUUGCGACGGGGAAAGUGAAACUGAGGAACCAAAAAGUAUUUCUAGCACAAAAAAAAAAAAAGAGGAUAUGCAAUAGCAGACGUAAUGGAUUUUGCGCAUGAUUCCAUUUUUCCAUAACACUAAAAGGAAAUAGCAGAAGAAAUAUUGAAUUUUCCUCCUGUUUUUUACAAACUAAAUUCUUGAAGCAAAAGGUUUUCUUUCUGUUAUUUCUUGGAGAAAAGUUUCUCAAAAAAGAUAAAAACGAAGAAAAAAAAGUGAGUUGAUUUUAACGUUACCAUUGUCAAAAAACAAAAAGUGAGUUGAUAAUGACUAGAUUUAAAAAGUAGUGAACCAGAAAACGAAAAGUUUUCUUCAAGGACUAGUUUACCAUCUCUAUAGGAGUCCUCAGUCUAACUU
Lycium barbarum (goji berry) is the source of this 2830-nucleotide messenger RNA. RefSeq lists its product as uncharacterized. The transcript has a single exon. NCBI's taxonomy places the organism in Eukaryota, Viridiplantae, Streptophyta, Magnoliopsida, Solanales, Solanaceae. The record is from RefSeq and is a predicted model, not a curated record. The coding region runs from base 1064 to 1837 and encodes 257 amino acids.